AUGAAGUUACAAUUUCUCAUUCCUUCUUCAUUUCUCCUUUCAUACGUCUCCGCACAUACGAUAUUCACGCAAUUGGAAUCAGGGGGCACACUUUACAAUACCAGCUAUGCUAUUCGAGAUCCAACAUAUGACGGCCCAAUAACCGACGUAACAACCCAAUAUGUCGCCUGCAACGGCGGUCCCAACCCUACCACACCCUCCUCAAACAUAAUCAAUGUAGUCGCCGGCAGCACAGUGAAGGCCAUCUGGCGUCACACACUAACCAGCACACCCUCUAACGACGCAACCUAUGUUCUCGAUCCCUCUCACCUAGGUCCCGUAAUGGCCUACAUGAAAAAAGUAGACGACGCAACCACUGACGUCGGUUACGGACCCGGCUGGUUCAAGAUCUCCGAACAAGGUCUCAAUGUCGCAACACAAGGAUGGGCCACCACAGAUUUAAUCAACAAUGCAGGCGUCCAAAGUAUUACCAUUCCCAGCUGUAUAGCCAAUGGUCAAUAUCUUCUCCGCGCCGAAUUAAUCGCUCUCCACGCAGCAAGCGGAUUGCAAGGCGCCCAACUCUACAUGGAAUGUGCACAGAUCAAUGUCUCAGGUGGCACGGGUACCUCUUCUCCAUCUACAGUAUCUUUCCCAGGAGCUUAUGCCCAGAAUGAUCCUGGUAUUUUGAUUAAUAUUUAUCAAACUUUAUCUUCGUAUCCAAUACCAGGUCCUACACCUUUUGUGUGUGGCGCAGCGCAGAGUACCGCGAAGAGUAGUACGAGUACGAGUUUGAGUAGUACGGCCAAAGCGACAUCGACGACGUUGGUAACUAGUACGAAGUCGAGUAGUAGUGUGUUGGCGACCGGAACGGCGGUCGCGGCGAUUUAUGCUCAGUGUGGUGGGCAGGGUUGGAAUGGGGCGACGACUUGUGCGGCGGGGAGUAAAUGUGUUGUUAGUAGUGCUUAUUAUAGUCAAUGUUUGCCAUGA
Messenger RNA from Sclerotinia sclerotiorum 1980 UF-70, 966 nucleotides. RefSeq lists its product as hypothetical. Gene Ontology annotation, molecular function: cellulose binding. Bases 1 to 966 code for a protein of 321 amino acids. Gene Ontology annotation, cellular component: extracellular region. The transcript is spliced from 4 exons. The record is from RefSeq and is a predicted model, not a curated record. Lineage: Eukaryota; Fungi; Ascomycota; Leotiomycetes; Helotiales; Sclerotiniaceae. Gene Ontology annotation, biological process: carbohydrate metabolic process.